AAACCCACAUUUGUUUUUCAACCCCUCUUUUCUCUCUCUCCACGUCCACUAUUUAUUUGUUUGUUUUCACAGGAGAAAAAGUUAUUUAUGCUUACUCGCCACACACAUCCUCAUUCACGCAAAAAAGCCCAGUCUCCAGAGUUCGUUCCCUUGGACACUUCUAAACUCUCUCUCAUCUGAAUAUUCCAUGUUUUUGCGCAUUCUUACAUUUCUGUGCUAAUACUUCAUGUAACUGCUCCUAAUCCUCUCUUCUUCUUUGUGGGUUGUCAAUUCGUUUCUUUCUCAAAAGUGUCUUUACCUAUAAUGUAAUCUGUUGCUUCAUUUUCUCUAUUUGAUUAAUGCCCACAUGCUCUAAAUUGUUCUGAAUCUUUUCUUCGGAUUUAGAUAAUGGGUUAUCGUUAAUUUUGCUGUUUCCAAUCUGUAGACUUUGUAUUCUGGUGAUGCCCAUUUGCUUGAAAUUGUUCUAAAUUUUCCCAAUUUCAGUCUGCAACAAUGGGUUUUCGUUAAAUUUUCAGUUCUUGAUAUCUGAAAUUUUCUGAGUCAAAACUUGAAUUUUUUCAAAAUUUAGAAUGUAAGUACGGACUAUGUAACUGAUCUUUGCACUUCUGUUCAGUUCUGUUUUUUGUUGAGGUGUGUUUGGUGGGGAUUAGUUCAUGAUUAGGAGGCCUUUUCUAUGUGUAAGUAAAGAAGUAAGGUAAUGGAUCUGCGCUUUGUUGAAGUCAACCGCUAAUUGAGAUCUGAGAAGAUGGGUAGUGUCUGUUUUUUUCGUUAGUAUUGACCAUCCCAAUUAACAAUGAAUUCCAUUCGUUAGUACUGUGAUUUUCACUUAGCCAUGGAAUUCAAGUAAUUGAAAAUUUUCUUGAAUUGGAUUGGGAACUCCAUCCUUUUUUUGAUUGACAUUGAUAACUAAUUUAUUCUUUUGUUCUUGUAGCAAUAUGUAAAAAAUCAUUCUUUACAAAUUCUUUCAAAUGUAAAUUUCUCAAACUGUAUACAUUUUUGUACAUGGACCUCAUAAGGGGUUAGUUAUGCAUCAAAAAAUAAUGAAUCAACACGCUUCUCUGCCGUUUCUUCUAUGUUGUUGAUGAUCAAGUAGCGUUUGUCUUUCUGCCCAUAUUUUCUCACACUUUGCUUAUGCAAAUUUAGUUAUCGUAAUACUGGCCUCUCGAGUUACUUCAAGUCUACAUUUUGAAUUUAGUUUCGUUCAUAUUUCAUCGUGUCCGAGUCUGUUUUUUGUCAAAGAAAACAAAAAAAAGUCCAAGUUAUCAUUUUGGGUUGAGUUAUCAUGGAAGAAACUUUUGUUCCCUUGCGUGGAAUCAAGAAUGAUAUCAAAGGGAGACUGCUAUGCUACAAGCAAGAUUGGACUGGUGGACUCCGUGCCGGUAUCAGGAUCCUGGCUCCAACAACGUAUAUUUUCUUUGCUUCAGCAAUCCCAGUUAUUUCUUUUGGGGAGCAACUGGAAAGAAAUACAGAUGGAACUAUAACUGCUGUGCAAACUCUUGCAUCAACUGCCCUUUGUGGCAUAAUCCACUCAAUUGUUGGAGGACAACCGCUGCUUAUACUUGGAGUUGCAGAGCCAACAGUGUUGAUGUACACUUUUAUGUUCAGCUUUGCAAAGGACAGAAAGGAUUUAGGGCAGAAGCUCUUCUUAGCCUGGACGGGAUGGGUUUGUGUGUGGACAGCUCUUUUGUUGUUCUUGCUAGCCAUUUUGGGUGCAUGCUCUAUCAUCAAUAGGUUUACACGUCUGGCUGGUGAACUAUUUGGUCUUCUGAUUGCCAUGCUUUUUAUGCAGCAGGCUAUUCGGGGACUUGUGGAGGAGUUUGGCAUACCGCAGCGAGAAAAUCCUAAUCAGACUGCACUUCUACCUUCUUGGCGUUUUGGAAAUGGAAUGUUUGCACUGGUUCUAUCAUUUGGCCUUCUUCUUACUGGAUUGAGAAGUCGUAAAGCUAGAUCAUGGCGUUAUGGGACAGGUUGGCUACGGGGAUUUAUUGCGGAUUAUGGUGUCCCACUUAUGGUGCUUGUGUGGACAGCUGUAUCGUACAUACCUUAUAAUGAUGUCCCAAGAGGGAUACCAAGGCGGCUUUUCAGCCCAAACCCAUGGUCUCCUGGUGCAUACUCAAAUUGGACUGUUAUCAAGGAAAUGUUGAAUGUUCCUCCUUUAUAUAUAGUUGGUGCAUUUAUUCCAGCCACUAUGAUUGCUGUGCUUUACUACUUUGACCACAGCGUUGCAUCUCAACUUGCCCAACAAAAGGAGUUCAAUCUGAAGAAACCUGCUUCAUAUCAUUACGACCUUCUUCUUUUGGGCUUCUUGGUAAUAAUAUGUGGUCUUAUCGGCAUUCCUCCUUCCAAUGGUGUUAUUCCACAAUCUCCAAUGCAUACAAAAAGUUUAGCCACCUUGAAACAUCAGCUUCUACGGAAUAAGCUUGUAUCAACAGCUCGAAAAAGUUUCCGUAAAAAUUCAAAUUUGGGUCAAAUGUACCAGAACAUGCAAGAAGCAUACAAUGAAAUGCAGACACCACUUGUUUAUCAAAACCCACCUGCUCUGGGACUGAAAGAACUGAAAGAGUCCACAAUCGAACUCGCUUCAAGUGCUGGCUACGUUGACGCCCCAGUUGAUGAGACUGUUUUUGAUGUGGACAAGGAUAUUGAUGAUCUUUUACCUGUUGAAGUCAAAGAACAACGCCUCAGCAAUCUGCUUCAGGCAUUGAUGGUUGGUGGUUGUGUUGCUGCAAUGCCUCUUCUAAAGAAGAUCCCAACUUCUGUUCUUUGGGGUUAUUUUGCUUUCAUGGCCAUUGAAAGCUUACCUGGAAAUCAAUUUUGGGAGAGGAUAUUGUUACUUUUCACUGCUCCAAGUAGAAGAUACAAGGUGUUCGAGGAUUGUCAUGCAACCUUUGUCGAUACUGUCCCUUUCAAAACAAUUGCCUUGUUCACUUUGUUUCAGACAGCUUACUUGCUUGCCUGUUUUGGCAUAACAUGGAUCCCAAUGGCUGGUGUCCUCUUCCCAUUGUUGAUCAUGCUUCUGGUCCCUGUGCGGCAAUAUUUGCUCCCCAAGUUUUUCAAAGGAGCUCAUCUUCAAGACUUGGAUGCUGCAGAAUACGAAGAAGCGCCUGCUGUAACUUACAACAUGUCCUUUGAAGGUCAAGAUCCUGCAGCAAGAACUGCCAACAUGGAUAGUGGUGAACUUCUUGAUGGAAUCAUCACAAGAAGUCGUGGCGAGAUCCGCCGUACACAGAGUCCAAAAGUAACAAGUUCAACCCCAGGUUCGGCAGAGCAUUUGAAGCCUGCUUAUAGCCCACGGUUGUCACGGAAGGAAUCCAGCCCCCGUAUAAAUGAGCUUAGGAUGGAAAGGAGCCCUGGAAUUGCUGGAAAAGGGCUUGACAUUAAGCAAACUCCCAGUCCUCGGCCAUCCAUCCUCGGUCAAAGCAGUCACGGUCCACCUUCAAGCUAAAAUCCUCAACCCUGUUAUUUCAGUGUGUUAAGUUGUCAUGGUGCUCGAGAGGUCAUGCAAAAUUUGUGUACUAAGUAUUGUCCUGUAAGUGUUGUUUUUCUUUACGUUUGUGUAACUAAUGUAUUAACAAUGUAGGCUGUUUGUCUGUGUUACUCUUGGUUUUAUCACCCAAAAUAUGAUCGGCAGAGGACACAUUUAUGAUAAUGUAAGAUUUUGUUAUUCUUUGCU
Molecule: messenger RNA, 3673 nt
Organism: Cornus florida
Lineage: Eukaryota; Viridiplantae; Streptophyta; Magnoliopsida; Cornales; Cornaceae
Product: probable boron transporter 2
Exons: 12
Coding region: 1283-3445 (720 amino acids)
Biological process (GO): monoatomic anion transport; transmembrane transport; monoatomic ion homeostasis
Cellular component (GO): plasma membrane
Molecular function (GO): solute:inorganic anion antiporter activity
Source: RefSeq, a predicted model, not a curated record